AUGGCAACUUCUGAAGCAAGCCCGGCACCUCCCGAGGUUCUCUGGGCCCAGCGAUCUUCCGUCUCAGACCCCUCAAAGAACUUCAUCUACUUGACUCUCUCCGUCCCCGAUGUCCCCGAGAAGGACUCCAAGCUCGAUCUCAAGCCAACGAGCCUCAGCUUUACUGGCACCUCGACAACUCUUAAGCGCAAGUUCCAUGUCGAGCUCGAGUUCUACGCCGAAAUCGAUCCCGCCGAGAGCAAAAUCAAUCACACCUCGAAGAACAUCGAGAUAAAGCUGCAGAAGAAGGAGCUCAAGGAGGAGUACUGGCCUAGACUUCUCAAGGACUCCAAGAAGCCUCACUUUCUCAAGACAAACUUCGACAAGUGGGCCGACGAGGACGAGCAGAACGAGGUUCCCGAGGAGGACUUUUCGCAAUUCGGUGGUGGCGCCGGCAUGGGUGGCAUGCCUGGCAUGGGUAUGCCCGGCAUGGACGGCAAUGAUUUCGGUGGCAUCGACUUCUCCAAGCUUGCCGCAGGUGGCAUGCCCGAUAUGGGCGGCAUGGACGGCGCCGACGCCGAGGCUGACGAUGAUGAAGAUGACGAGUUGCCCGCGCUUGAGGACAAGAACGCGGAUCAGGAGGCACAGAAGGCUUAG
Molecule: messenger RNA, 636 nt
Organism: Hirsutella rhossiliensis
Lineage: Eukaryota; Fungi; Ascomycota; Sordariomycetes; Hypocreales; Ophiocordycipitaceae
Product: CS domain-containing protein
Exons: 4
Coding region: 1-636 (211 amino acids)
Biological process (GO): chaperone-mediated protein complex assembly; protein folding
Cellular component (GO): cytosol; nucleus
Molecular function (GO): Hsp90 protein binding; protein-folding chaperone binding
Source: RefSeq, a predicted model, not a curated record